AUGAGUUCAGAGGAACCGAAAGAAGUCUCUGAUCGGUAUUGUGAUAUUCCCACGAUGCCUGUGGAUUCAUUCUUACAUUUAAAAUCAUGCAAUCAUAUUGAUUCAGUUUUGGCCUCAAAGGCUCGAGAAGCUGUAUUUAUUGCCUACAGACAAGCGGUAAUGCUCUCACAGUUUGUUCCUUCGGAUAGGAUAUACAAAUCUAAAAAGGAUGGGUCAAUUGUAUCGAGUGGAAAAUUAGCUGGGUUGAAAGCUGAAUCAUUAAAGUGUACUGAUUGCUCAUUGAAUAAUUUUGAUCAGAACUUUAUCUGCUUACAGUGCCCUAGUGUGGGGUGUUAUUCGGGUAAUAAUCAUGCUUACGCCCACUUCAAAUCUAAUAAGCAUUCCUUCGGCGUGGAUUCCAGCAAUGGGUUAUUAUAUUGCUUCAUCUGUGGCAAUUACGUGAAUAAUCAUCAAUUUAAUGACAUGAGAAUGGAAGUUUUGAGUGAUAAGCAUUUCAAAAGUGCCGCAUUACCACAGGGGGAGAAUGAAAUGAAGCUGAACUAUGAUAAUCCAUCUAGAACCGCAGUUAGUGGCUUGAGGGGCUUUAUUAAUCUCGGAUCAACUUGCUUCAUGAGCUGUAUCUUGCAAACUUUCAUUCAUAAUCCGCUAAUGAAGCAUCAUUUUUUCAAUAAUGAUUACCAUUUCUUUAACUGUGAGAGCAACUAUUGCUACAAUUACGGAGGCUCGAUAGAUAAAGAUAAUGCUUGCAUAACAUGUAGCAUCGACAACAUUUACAAAAAUUUUUACACAUCUAAUAGCACAGACGGAUUUGCAAUGACAAACCUCUUAAUGACCGCAUGGUAUAAGAAGAAAUCAUUAGCAGGGUUCGAGGAGCAGGAUGCACAUGAAUUUUUGCAAUUCCUCUUGAAUGAGUUUCAUAUGGACCAUGAAAAAGUUACCAAGAAGUUGCAAGAGAAUGGGUACCUGGAGCACUCGACCGAAUGCAAUUGUAUCACCCAUAGCGCAUUUUCAGGUACUUUGGAGAGCUCUAUUAAGUGCUUAUCAUGUCAAGAAAACACUAAUACGGUCGAUCCAAUGCUUGAUCUCUCUCUCGAAAUUACCAAGAAGCCAUCCAAACCUAUGAACUUGUAUGACUGUCUUGAUUUAUUUACCAAAGAGGAAAACUUGGACGUUAAUUAUCGCUGUCAGCACUGUGGUGAGAGCACGAGGGCCCUUAAGACACUCCGAAUUAAGAAGCUUCCUCCAGUUUUGACCAUCCAACUCAAAAGAUUUGAGCACCAUAUUGGAUCAGACACUUCCACCAAAAUAGAAGUUCCAGUACUGAUUCCUUUGUUCCUUAACAUACAUAAAUACACUGCAGAAUCUACACAAAAUCCUGGUACCAUCCAAGUCUUAGAACUUUUUGCUCUCGUCUGCCACGUUGGCUCUGUCAAUACCGGUCACUACAGAGUUAUAGUAAAGAAUUCAGACAACCAAUGGCUCAAUUUUGAUGAUAGCGUGGUUUCGUUGGUUUCAGAGGAAGAUGUCUCUAAGACAAAUGCCUAUCUUUUAUUCUACAUAGCUCAUGACCUUUAG
This is a messenger RNA of Priceomyces carsonii, 1575 nucleotides long. Its product is annotated as ubiquitin-specific protease. Gene Ontology annotation, molecular function: zinc ion binding; cysteine-type deubiquitinase activity. The transcript has a single exon. NCBI's taxonomy places the organism in Eukaryota, Fungi, Ascomycota, Pichiomycetes, Serinales, Debaryomycetaceae. Bases 1 to 1575 code for a protein of 524 amino acids. The record is from RefSeq and is a predicted model, not a curated record. Gene Ontology annotation, biological process: protein deubiquitination.